CCCCCACAUACCCUUCGCCUUUUCUGUCUCUCUCUUUCAUUCCUACACGCACUUUAUACUACUUUACCUUGUUUUUUUUAAUCUUAUCAUGAAUCGAUUUCCAAGAAUAGAUCUUUUUGACUUUAGUAAUCAUAAAGAGGAGAUUGCGGAAAAUAUGAUGAAAGCUGCCUCGGAGCAUGGUUUUUUUUAUGUUGUAAAUCAUGAUAUCCCGGUGAAAUAUAUUCGCCAUAUGUUCGAUACAAGCCAUUCUUUUUUUGAUCUACCUGAAAGUACUAAAGAAAAAUACCUUAUGGAUUACCCCCGCAAUGCAGGAUGGGAGAAUCAAUCGCAGGGCUAUUCUUCUGGCUCCAGAGAAUCUUUGCAAUUUUCGUUUCACAACACAUCUGAUUUAAGGCCUUCAGAAAAAGAUAUACCAGGCCUCGAUUAUACAGUAGAAACAUUUAUGAUGCAAUGCGACAGUUUGUCUCAGCAGCUUUUGGUUUGCUUCGCCAUUGGCUUAGGUUUUCCCCAGGAUUUCUUUAAAAGAUGCCACGAUAUAAGCCAACCUGACUGUCUAAACUCACUUCGUUGUAUACGCUACGCACAAGAUAUAAAUCAAACAUCGCACAAAGGACUGCCAAACAUUGAGGCGUAUCGUACUGAGGCCCAUACCAAUAUCAAUACUUUUUCUUUACUUUUUCAACAGCCGGGACAGGAUGGGCUCGAAAUUUACUAUGAUAAUGAAUGGACUUCGGUUACAUUGAAUGAUAACGAAAUCAUAUGCAACAUCGGUGACAUGAUUGUUCGUUGGUCGGACGAUCGUUUCCAGAGUAGAUCACAUCGUAUCCGAAACCAAGGAUCUAACAAAUAUCAUGGCUCACAAUCUUUUAUAGAAUACGUUAAUGAAGCAAAUAGAUCCGUUAUCAUCCAAGGUCGUACCAAAUAUACCAAACCUAUUACUGCUGGUGAAUUUUUGAUGACAACAAUAGAAAAAAAUUAUAUUGCCUUAAAAGCAGCCCACACUAGCUCUUCUAAACCAAAUCUAAACUCUCCUGCUGUGGUUAUUGUUUAAACUUUACAUGCUAUAUAUGUUGAAUGCUUUUAUAUCCAUCUUUAAUAUAGUACUUCUUACACAGACUGUCGUUUCUCAUACAUUUUACGGGUAUUUCCAAAUUAUUGUGCCCCAUUCAGUAAAAAUUCUAUGUGGUAAUAGCGUCUCUUCUGCUGUUGUAGACAUGUCAGUAUAAUUGUCCAAUAAAAUAAAAACUUGGUUUUGGAAAAAAA
Molecule: messenger RNA, 1263 nt
Organism: Mucor mucedo
Lineage: Eukaryota; Fungi; Mucoromycota; Mucoromycetes; Mucorales; Mucoraceae
Exons: 3
Coding region: 89-1051 (320 amino acids)
Molecular function (GO): dioxygenase activity
Source: RefSeq, a predicted model, not a curated record